This is a messenger RNA of Toxoplasma gondii ME49, 5222 nucleotides long. Its product is annotated as synaptobrevin protein. Gene Ontology annotation, cellular component: membrane. The record is from RefSeq and is a predicted model, not a curated record. Bases 3737 to 4525 code for a protein of 262 amino acids. Gene Ontology annotation, biological process: vesicle-mediated transport. The transcript has 8 exons. Lineage: Eukaryota; Apicomplexa; Conoidasida; Eucoccidiorida; Sarcocystidae.
CAGGGACCAGCGCUUCCGUUCAAAGAGAAACUCCGUAUUCUGUCAACAUUCUGUCAACACUGCCACGAUGGUGAAAACUUGUGAGGAGUCUUCACACACAACAACUAGAGUUCGCAUCUCUGCACAGACAGAGGUGUUUGACUGCAUGAAUCCCAAGAGGCGACGGCGGUGCGGGCUGCCUCUGCAAGAGCGUCUCUGCCCGUAGAGUUUUUGCCUUUUUCUAGGCUUCUCUCGUCGUGCUGGUUUUUCCAAUCCAAUCGCCAAGCGCCACACACUGGAGCGACCUUGAGCAUUCUUCUCCUCACAAGCGUGUCUUUGUCACCCUUCGCUAAUGGCGCUUCCCCUCGCAUCUCUUCCUCCUGCGCAUCUUCACGGAGAACUCCACUUCCGAUCUGUAAAGGAAUGCCAAGUGUUCCGUCGUCUAGGUUCUUGGGCUGCGUCCUGCCGCCGGACAGCUCUUAAAGGAAAGCCGGCGGCAACCCUCCAGGUCGGAGGUUUCUCUCUCUUCGUCGCGAGGAGGACAACGUUUCAUGUGUACUUUAACGACGGAGAAACAUGCAAUCGGACGAGGUAGACGCUUGUACGCUAGGCGCUGCCUCUCACGCAUUUCGAAUUGGAAACGAAGCAGUGGAAAAGACACAACAUGCCACCACGGGAGUCGACCGAGAGACUGCGCAUCUGCGAAUUUGGAGCGCGAACAGAAGAACCUCCGACUGCAAAUUUAAUCCAAGACGAAGAUGCAAGACACACAUUUACUCACAUUUACUGCCACUGAAGAGACCAACAUGACGAGAUCCCGCUUGCUACAGAAUGAAGUUCUCGCUGUUUCCACUGCUUCCUCAGCUGUAGCGAACGCGCCUUCCAAACCAACAACACCGUCAGGCUCAACACAAAACCACUAAAGUCGCCUCCACAGCCUUCCCUUGUAAAUACACACAUGCACACAAACAUAUAUAUAUAUAUAUAUACGCAGAGAUAUGCAUACAUACAUAUAUGCAAUAUAUAUAUAUAUAUAUAUAUCUGCAUGCUUCUCGUUUCUCUCUCUCCUGUCUAUCGAUAUAGAUAGAAACAUGCGUGUCGAUUCGAAGUGAAUGCGUUUUAGUAGUAGACUCCGGACGAGAGGAGAAGGAAGGAGAGAGCGAAUCCCAGAAGAACGGAGGCGACGGCUGACCAUACAAUUUCCUUUGCGAGACUUCUUUCCCUGGGAGAGAAUCGAAUAUGGUAGAUGAAGAAACUUGCGCUGGCGACUAGGCCGAGGAAAAGGAGGACGAGAGAAAUGACGUCGAACAACCGUGGCGCGAUGAAAAUGGGAGUCGGCACAAACUUCGGCUCAGUCGUCGAGCCGGGGGCUUGGGGAGACGCCGGGGACGCGGCUGCAUGCGCGAGAAGAAGGGGCAGACGGCGAAGGAGAGGCAUCGUGCUCGCCAGCGAAAACCUGAGGCUCGGUGCGCAGGGUCGCAUAUUUUCUUCUGGGCGUUUCAAGAGUCGAAGAGAGGGCAGAAGACGACGAAACUCCGGAGACGGAGACACGACGUCGACACUGUGGAGCACACAGAGAGAAGAACGCAGAGAACAGGGACGACGCGCACUGCGGGCGAGCGCGUGACUCCGAGAAGCGACUCUCCAGAAGCUCGGCCAAACGCGAGAGCGGCGGACAGAGACGAAAGCCGGAAUCCAGAAGGGAGGCGAAAAAGACGCUCGCGAGCAGCGACAGACGCACCGGAGAGACAAGAGAAUGCAGAUCGGGCAAAGGGGCGUUGAAGUGAGGCUUCGAAAAAGACACGAAUGCGCCAAUCAAGGAAGCGCGGAACAAGGACAAAUCAAACAAGUUCGACGCACCAGGCGUCCGCGGAGAGAAAGAACUGGGACGCGUCAGAAAACAGUUUUUUCGUGGAAAAAUCUGCGAUGCAACAGGCAAAAAGUCUUCAAGAGUUCCACCUUCUCAUGCAGACAGAAGGCAGAGCAUGGCGAGGAGACAGAAAGUCAAAGUUCCCGCGGAGACGCCGUGCGCAAACACCGGCGACAACCAAAGUUCUAAGAGAAAACACUAAUCGACGCAAUUUCUGACAAUAACAGACUAGGCAGACGCCGCGACAUCCAAACGCGGCAAUACUCCACUGCCUGUGAUUGACAUACAUGCACUUAAGGAAAACAAAUACAAGAAACUGCAAAUAAAUAUAUAUAUAUAUAUAUAUAUAUAUAUCGAAGAUGAACUACGCUUGUAUUGCAUGCACCUGUCUACACACACACUCUUCUUCCUUGUAGAUGUUGACCGAUGCACAUAUUUAUGGACGCCGUUGUCUAUGAAGAGCACAGAGACAUACUACGAAUAUAUAUAUAUAUAUAUAUAUAUAUAUAUAUAUAUAUGUUUUCACAAGAGUCGACACGCAUGAGGAGACCUCGGUGGUAUUGUCCGAGUUCGAGAAGAGCGAUUUGGGGAGAGAGACUCUUCACUGCAAUGCUGGAAAAGUCGAUUUUCGCUGCAAAAACAGACGAGAAAUGAUGAGCACCUGCAGAAGGAGCGAAUGGACUUCGCGAAGAAUUGAAAACGAAAGUCUUUUCUUCUCAGAGAGACGGGAAGAGGCGAGGGUGCCUCGUCUGGAUAGACGAAACCAACCUUUAUUUCGCUUUUUUCCCACGAAUCUUUCCUUCUGCACAUCUGCACACAAAGGGACAAGCUGCGAGCUUUUCUUUUUCUCCUCCUUUUCUUCCCUUUCGUUUCUUUUCUUCUCUUUUUCUUCGCCUUUUCUCCGUGUUCCACAGCCGAAAAAGAGGGCGCAUGUAAGCUGACGGCUCUCGGUUCUCCGCUAGCAAAGCAGUCCGAAGCACACUUUCUCAGUGCGCCAGCUUUUUCACUUUCUCCGCUUUUUUACUUUCUCCGCUUUUUCACUUUCUCCGCUCUAAUUCAGCUUUUUGUGUCGCGGCAAAACAGCCUCGCCGGAUGGAGCUCUCACGUCUCUCGACGUCUCGCUCACGUUCUGGAAAAGUGACCCGGGAAGUGAAGGACGCUCUGGUGAGUUCGCCUGCCGCUCCAUUGAGAAAUGCCUCUGAGCCAAGCAGCAAGAGAGCAAGGAACACGAGGGAGAAAUCCGGUUCUCUUCUUUGCUUUCCAUGUCUCAACGUUUGCGUCUGAAGAGGAGUUUCUUCGCAGCCGCGACGAGGGGGCCCCUGCCCGCCUUUUCGGUCGCCUCUCUGCGGUUCUUGCGCGUUUCCGGACUCCACCGCGUCUAUAAAUUCGCUUCGAAAGCGAGGAGACGCCUGUCUCCUGAGACUUCUCUUCCUGCAGACUCUGCAGGGCGUUUAGCUUUCCUUCUCUCCAGAGGAAAGUGCGAAGGCAACUCGCGGGAGCACGGCGUUUGCCGCGACGUGAGAAAGCGAGAGAAAACAGGAACAGGAACGUCUUCUCCUCUGCCUCCGAAGACGUCCGUCCGUUGCGGUCAACUUGUCUUUUUUUCUCGGUCCGACUUGUCUCCCCCGUCUCCUCGUUGCCGUCGCCUUGCUGUGUGUGGUGUUCUCUCUUGUCGGCAUUUCUCUUUGGCCAGAUAUGAAGACUGAGCAAGCAGUGCAGCUGUCGCUUCGUUCGCGUUGAAGACGCGCUUCCCAUCCGACUCCUGAGAGGCCUGAGACAGGACGAAGUGGACGCAGGCGAAAGGUCCAAGUGUGCAGAGACGCGUCGAACUUUCGAGCCAAGAAGACCUGAACAGCUUUCUGCAGAGACAAUUGGCAAGGCGGCGCGAUGUGGGCGGCCCGUGGAGAAGCUUCUCCCUCUGGGGAGGGGGCGUGUGCCGGCAGCUCCAGAGCCGACAGAGGAAAACUCGAGGGAUUUCCAGAGGCAGACAUCCCUCUCUUCCAGUUUUCGUGCAUCGCGCGAGGAACCUACGUCCUCGCCGAAUAUACGGCGAUCCAGGAAGGCGAGGAAGAAGUUCUCAGCUCAGUCUCGAGACGCGCCCUACUCAAACUCCCCAAAACGGCAGGACGACGCAGCUACGUUUUCGACAGCCGUCUCUUCAGCUUCUUCGUUGACGCCACGACCUCCACCAUCUUCAUGUGCGUUACUGAUGAAAACAUCAACGCGGAUCUCCCUUGGCAGUUCCUCAGUGAACUGCGACGCCAGUACCAUCACUUGCUUGGUACCUCUGUCGACGGAGCGGAAGUCCGUCCUGCCGACGCUACUCGCAUUCUGAUUCGACUUGUUGAUGAAUAUCGUUGCGGCGGAGGCAGAGGAACGCAGCAGAUGGAACGCGUCGAGAAGGAGUUGGAGGCAGUCUCCGAAAUUGUCCGAGAAAACAUCAACAAAGUUCUGGAGAGAAACGAGCAAAUCGAGUCUCUCGUUGGGAGAACGAGCAACUUGCGAGACAGUGCAUAUGGAUUUCGCAAGGCAUCCAGAGAGCUCCGACAGCACGUCUGGUGGUCGUCGACGAAACCUUACUUUAUCGUUUUCGGCAUGAUUGUGGUCCUCGUCAUCAUUCUCGCCUCCUUCUUCUGCGGCGGACUUACAUUUCAAACAUGCCUUCGAAUCAACUAAUCUGCACGCAUUAAUGAACCUGCUUCCCUCUCGCCAGUUACAUAUAUAUAUAUAUAUAUAUAUAUAUGUAUAUGUAUUUCUUGUCCUUUGCUCUCUGCGUGUCUGUAUGAGUGAUUCAUGACGAAUUCGUAGCUCUCGGUUUCUCGCGCUAUGUAUGUAUACAGUGUAACAUGUCUGUUUGCCUAAAGCGACGUCAUUUUAUUUCUGCGACUGUACCAGUGGCUGUAUAUUCGUAGAUAUGGUGGAACAGGACUUCGAAAACGUGUAUUUUUUCUUUACACAUUUAUUCAUAAACGCCUGUACGGGAUCCUCGUUCCUCUACAAGCUGUUUGACCGCUCCUGUUUCUUUCUCGCUCAAACUCAACAGCGCCCUCCCUCUAUUCUUAUAUAUUCGAAGAUAUAUAUAUAUAUAUAUGUCUCUGAAUGUAUACUGGUCCGCAUUUAAAUGAGUCCUGUCAUUUUUGGAGAAAUUUGCCUCCAGUAUUGUUUUUUUUUUGAGUUUUGCAUGCGUCGCAUUGUCACUUGGACUGUCAAGGCGUUUAGAAGACCGUGACGCCUGCAAAGGAAGGCACUUUUUUUCCAGAUCGAUUCUUUUUCGCUCAUGAAAAAGAAUGAGAAGCAUCAUACGCUUCUCUUCUGGCUGUCUUCGGCGUACAGACUCUCGGGCUCCUGUCGCCCAAUGGAAAUUCAAGCUUUU